This is a messenger RNA of Arachis duranensis, 2112 nucleotides long. Its product is annotated as indole-3-acetic acid-amido synthetase GH3.6-like. The coding region runs from base 94 to 1968 and encodes 624 amino acids. Gene Ontology annotation, molecular function: indole-3-acetic acid amido synthetase activity. Gene Ontology annotation, cellular component: cytoplasm. NCBI's taxonomy places the organism in Eukaryota, Viridiplantae, Streptophyta, Magnoliopsida, Fabales, Fabaceae. The record is from RefSeq and is a predicted model, not a curated record. The transcript has 3 exons.
UAUAACUCUCUCUUACUUCAUCUAUCAAUCCAAUUCCUUUUCCAUUCCCAUCAAUAAUCAUUCUCUUAAUUAAUUAUUCACAUUACUACAAUCAUGCCACAGGCUCCCAUUCAGUACAACAACAUCCAAAAUGACGAUGAUGAUAAUUAUGAUAACAAUAACAAGAAAGCACUGAAAUACAUUGAGGAUGUUACGAGCAAAGCUGAUGAAAUCCAAGAAAGGGUAAUUGAGGAGAUCCUUAAAUCAAGCGCUCAUGUUGAGUACCUUGAAAGGCAUGGCCUAAAUGGUCGCACAGACAGGGACACAUUCAAGGAGGUGAUUCCUGUCGUCAAUUAUGAGGAUUUGAAGCCAGAAAUUGAUCGUAUUGCUAAUGGUGAUUCCUCACCUAUUUUGUGUUCCAAACCCAUAUCAGAGUUCCUCACUAGCUCCGGCACAUCCGGUGGGGAGAGAAAGCUGAUGCCAACAAUAGAAGAAGAGCUAGGGAGAAGGACAUUACUUUACAGCCUAUUGAUGCCGGUAAUGGACCAAUUUGUACCAAACUUACACGAAGGCAAAGGCAUGUACUUCUUGUUCAUCAAAUCAGAGACAAAAACCCCAGGUGGACUCGUAGCACGCCCAGUUCUAACAAGCUAUUACAAAAGCUCACAUUUCAACAACAAUAACUCUUCUCAUAAGAACCCUCACAAAAACUACACUAGCCCUAAUGAGACCAUCCUCUGCCUAGACUCUUUCCAGAGCAUGUACUCCCAAUUGCUCUCUGGCCUUCUCCAGAGCCACCAAGUCCUCCGAGUUGGCGCCGUCUUCGCCUCCGGAUUCAUCCGCGCUAUUAAGUUUCUCGAGAAAUUUUGGGCCGAUUUGUGUCGCGACAUUCGGACCGGCACAAUUGACCCCAAAAUUAGUGACACUAGUGUUAGGGAGGCUGUGAUGAGAAUUAUGAAGAGGCCAAAUCCAAAGCUUGCUUCUUGUAUUGAAGGUGAAUGCAUGAAGGGGUCGUGGAAAGGGAUAAUUACUAGGUUGUGGCCUAAUACAAAAUAUGUUGAUGUUAUUGUGACAGGGACCAUGGCUCAGUAUAUUCCUAUAUUGGAUUAUUAUAGUAAUGGUUUGCCUCUUGUUUGUACCAUGUAUGCUUCUUCUGAGUGUUACUUUGGGAUCAAUUUGAAUCCUUUGUGUGACCCAGAGAAGGUUUCAUAUACACUAAUUCCCACCAUGGCCUACUUUGAGUUCUUGCCUCUCAACAAGAUGAAUGGUGGUAAUGGACAUAGCAAUAAUUCAAAUAAUCAAUUGGUAAAGGAAGAUCUCGUUGACCUUGUAGAUGUAGAGUUGGGUCAAGAAUAUGAGCUUGUGGUAACCACCUAUGCAGGGCUCUAUAGGUACCGAGUUGGUGACAUACUCCGUGUAGCAGGAUUCAAGAACAAGGCUCCUCAAUUCAACUUCGUCUGUAGAAAGAACGUCGUCCUGAGCAUAGAUUCCGACAAAACCGACGAAGUCGAGCUACAAAACGCCGUCAAGAGCGGUGCAAACCACCUCAAACAAUUCGGUGCAACGGUCACAGAAUACACAAGCUGCGUGGACACUUCCACCAUCCCAGGACACUACGUCUUGUUCUGGGAGAUCAACACGCAUACUAAACAAACCCUAAACACAGACAAGAAUAUUUCUUCGUCUGUGUUUAAGGAAUGUUGUCACGCUGUUGAAGAAUCCCUCAACAGCGUGUAUCGCCAGGGAAGGGUGUCGGAGUCUAUUGGGCCGUUGGAAAUCAAGAUUGUGGAGAAUGGUACUUUUGAUAAGCUUAUGGAUUUUGCUUUGAGCCAAGGUGCAUCAAUAAAUCAGUACAAGACACCACGGUGUGUGAAAUAUGCUCCCAUUGUGGAACUGUUGAACUCAAAAGUGGUGUGUAGCUACUUCAGUGAAAAAUGUCCUAAGUGGGUUCCUGGUCACAAGAGAUGGUGCAAUAACAAUUUUGAAUGAAAAUUAAUAAUGAUGAUGAUGCUGCUGCUUAAUUAGUACUGAGCUACUAUAUAUUAGUUUAGUUCUAAAAAAGGAAUUUUCUUUUAAUUAUUAUCAUGAAAAAUAUUAUUUAUAAAUAAAAUUAACUACUCAAAUCAGUCAUUA